UUUCCAAACACACACCCUCAUUCGCAGAGGACAGAGUCCUACACACACACUCAUGCACGCACUCAUACAUACACUCAAACAGACAAACUGAUCCUCUCUCUCACACACACACAGACUCACAUAUACAGACUUCAAACUGGAUUUAAAUCAGACGGAUAAAUAGCACAAAGGAAUUUGGAAGAAAGUCCAUUGUGGUGUUUUUGUAGCUCCAGUGACGAGCAUCUAUUUGGAGGCUGUCAAGCGGAUUGACCGGUUCCCACUGUCCGAUCCCGAUCUGCUGAUUCUAUCUGGCAUCGACUUCUCACUCCGGGACUGUUUAAGAGCAGGCGACUACGGCUGGGACCAACAGAGACAUGUGUUGUGCCUCAGCCGCCUUCUGCUACCGCAUGUUCUCUUUCAUCCAGUGAUCAGAGGCGCAACACAAGUGCAGAAAACUUGUUUUAGACACCGCAUCUUCAAACUCCUUCUGUCCCACUGGUGUCAGCCUGAAGAAGAGAUCCCCUGCUCUGUCGCCACAUAAUUUCUUUUCUCAGGUGAGCGUCGCCGCAGCAGACAGCUGAAGCAAGCAUGAGCGUUGAUGGCCACCAGGGGGUUGUGACCACCCCUCCCCCACCCACCAAGGAACGAUACUUUGACCGGAUUGACGUCAACGAUCCAGAGUACAUCAGAAGCCGAAACAUGUCGCCCGAUCUUCGACAGGACUUCAACGUUCUGGAGCAGAAGAAACGGGUCACGCAGAUCCUCCAGAGCCCAGCCUUCAAAGAAGAGUUGGAGAGUCUGAUCCAGGAGCAGCAGAACAAGGGGAACAACCCUACAGGUCUGCUGGCCCUCAGACAGAUUGCAGACUUCUUCAUGGCCAGCUCAGUCGCCGGCUUCAACAGCUCCCCGCUCAGUCUGGGAAUGGUCACACCCAUCAAUGACAUGUUCGGUGUGGAUUCAUCCACCAUGGUGAAGGGAGAGAAGCUGACGCGCUGCAAACUGGCCAGUCUCUACAGACUGGUGGACCUGUUCAACUGGGCACACUUGGCCAACUCCUACAUCUCGGCUCGAGUCAGCAAAGAGCAAGAUCACAUCCUCAUCAUCCCCAGAGGGCUUUCAUUCGCUGAGGCAUCCGCUUCAAAUCUGGUCAAGGUCAAUAUCAUCGGGGAUGUUAUUGAGCAAGGCUCCACCAAUCUGAGACUAGACCCCACUGGUUUCAGCCCCCACGCUGCCAUCUAUUCCAUGCGUCCAGACGUCCGCUGUGUCGUACACGUGCACACCCCCGCCACGGCAGCAGUGUCGUGCAUGAAGUGUGGCCUCCUGCCCAUUUCCCAGGAGGCUUUAAUUCUGGGUGAGAUCUCCUACUACAACUAUCACGGCAGUCUGGACGACCAAGACGAGCGCAAGGAGCUGCAGAAGGCUCUCGGUCCCACAUCCAAGGUGCUGGUGCUGAGGAAUCAUGGUAUCGUUGCCCUGGGAGACUCAAUAGAGGAGGCGUUUCAUUACAUCUACAACGCAGAGUUGGCCUGUGAAAUCCAGGUGAACGCCAUCUCAUGUGCUGGCGGAGUGGACAACCUCAUCGUGCUGGACCAGAAGACCUACAAGGCACGCGUCGCCGACGUCGCCGCAGCUGGCAAGGUGAACAUGGGCGGUCAGUACAAGUGGAAGCUCGGCGAGCUGGAGUUUGAGUCUCUGAUGAGGAUGCUGGACAAUCUGGGUUACAGGACGGGCUACACCUAUCGGCACCCAAUUGUGCGGAACAAGCCGAGACACAAGAGCGACGUGGAGAUUCCAGCCACUGUCACUGCCUUCAUGUUCGAGGAUGAUGAGGACGCCGGCGCCACUCGCUUGCCCUUCAAGUUCCUGCAGCAGCGGCAGCAAAGGGAGAAGACGCGCUGGCUGAACUCACCCAACAGCUACACCAAAGUCAGCGUGGAGGGAGGAGAGGAGCGGCACAACAGCAGGACGACCACGUGGAAGAAAGCAGAUGAGACUGGAACUCCGAUCCGUAUCGAAGAUCCAAAUCAGUUUGUUCCUCUCAACACGAACCCAACCGAGGUGCUGGAGAAGCGGAAUAAAAUCAGAGAGCAGAAUCGGUACGAUGUGACGACAUCAGGGCCGCGAUCUCAGCACCUCGCUGGCAUCCCAAUUGAUCCUCCACGACGGGUGCAGAUAAAAGUGACGCCAUACGUGCCCACAGAGGAGGACCAGAUGGCUCCCCAGCCUCCCAACCCCUUCACCGAGCUGUUAGAGAAGGACAUGGAUGAGUACCGCAAGAACAUGGAGAGGCGGCAACUGGGUCUCAGUGAUGGCGAGCAUGAGCUAACCUCCGACGACGGCUCCACGCUCUCUCAGUGUCUGUCUCUGUCGCCGCAGAGCACCCCGGCGAAAGAAGAGAACCACACGGGCCUGAUGAACGGCAAGGACAACCACGGCGACGAGGAGCUGUCCAAGCGCAUCAGCCAGCUGACCACCAGCGUCGAGAGCGUGGAGAUCUCGGUGCGCUCCGGCGAGAAGAUAGAAGAGGCCUUGACUCCCGAGAGCUCGCCUUCCAAGUCCCCCAACACCAAGAAGAAGAAGAAGUUCCGCACGCCGUCCUUCCUGAAGAAGAACAAGAAGAAAGAGAAGCUGGAGGCCUGAGCGGGGGGAGCAGCGUGAGAGCGGCCCGCCGCCACCUUUUCCUGUUUUUAUUUUGUAUGUUUUUAUCGUCCUUUUAUGAUUUCUCUUCGUUUGUACGUUCAUUCAAAUGUUUCAACGGAAGGUGUCGGCAGCGGCAACAGCCAGGCGUUUGUUUUCAACCGUGGGAAAUGUCGCUCGCCAAACCUGUCGGUCACUUCCUGUCAGUCUUCAAUCCAGAGUAACUGGAUCCACCUGAAAGAUUUACAAACGAUUUAAAGAAGAGUUCAAGUAUCUCUUUUAUCAACUCUCACGACUCGUGUGUGUGUGUGUGUGUGUGUGUGUGUGUGUGUGUGUGGGUGUGUGUGUUGCUGAGGGUCACCUGACUCUGCGCUGGGAACUGAAAGGCCGCAUGAAAUUUGAAGUCACACUGGAAAGUUGGUUUGAGACUAAACAGCCACAGGGCCUUGGGGUUUUCUCACCGUUCUCUGUUGUCGCAGACGUCAGCGCAGAUCCCAGCACCAAACUGGAAGAUGGAGACUGGCCGAACCUAAAGCAGUCACUUUGAGUAUUUAUGUAGCAGUCUUCCUUCCUACGCGUUUCCUUUUUGCCAAACUGAGAAGUCUGAUGUCAUCUCCGGAACAUACGCUCUAUUUUGUCUACGCUGGAACAGUGAAGCUUAUUUUUGCUAAAAAAAUGUAAACCUCUAUAUUCUAAUCAGAGUAACACACACAGAUAGAAGAACUGGAUUGUGUUUUUUUAAAGACUGUAUUUUUUAACAACGCUGCACUUUUCUUGUGGUAAAGUUGAACACUUGAGUUUGCAAGUGAAGGAGGUGGAGUGCAAGUGCUGUGAGGGGAGAUAUCGGCUGUUUUCGGGAGCGUUGGUGCCGUCUCUCAUCACUUCGGCACCAAAACAACUCUGUAUUUUCUUGCUCUGCCGGCUGCAGGUUUGAACUUCCCUUCAUGUCAGCGCGAGGUCAGAGGAUCGGGCAACGUCCUCCUCUUGCAGGUGAACCAGAUGUACCAGAAUCCCGGGUCGUAAUGUGAAGCUCAGAGUUGUUGCAGGGAUGGUACAAGGCCACAUGUUUACUCAGUAUUUGGCUGGGAUCACUCAAAAGAGGGCGAGGAAGGUGCGCGAUUGAAACUGGAACUGUACAUGUGAGUCAUAGUCGGAUGAGAACGAAUACACUGUGACAUGAGCAUGUUAUUUUGAUUUCUUUCUGCUUCUCUUUUCAUCCUUUAUUUGUAUCACAGCCGUUUUUUUUUUUAGUUUG
Messenger RNA from Synchiropus splendidus (mandarinfish), 3871 nucleotides. Its product is annotated as gamma-adducin-like. Gene Ontology annotation, molecular function: actin filament binding. Gene Ontology annotation, cellular component: cytoskeleton; postsynaptic density; plasma membrane. The transcript has 17 exons. Gene Ontology annotation, biological process: barbed-end actin filament capping. Bases 568 to 2619 code for a protein of 683 amino acids. The record is from RefSeq and is a predicted model, not a curated record. NCBI's taxonomy places the organism in Eukaryota, Metazoa, Chordata, Actinopteri, Syngnathiformes, Callionymidae.